This is a messenger RNA of Elephantulus edwardii (Cape elephant shrew), 1452 nucleotides long. Its product is annotated as alpha-1-antichymotrypsin-like. NCBI's taxonomy places the organism in Eukaryota, Metazoa, Chordata, Mammalia, Macroscelidea, Macroscelididae. The coding region runs from base 1 to 1452 and encodes 483 amino acids. Gene Ontology annotation, cellular component: ribosome. Gene Ontology annotation, biological process: translation; negative regulation of endopeptidase activity. The transcript is spliced from 5 exons. Gene Ontology annotation, molecular function: structural constituent of ribosome; serine-type endopeptidase inhibitor activity. The record is from RefSeq and is a predicted model, not a curated record.
AUGGCCCCUGCAAAGAAGGGUGGUGAGAAGAAGAAAGGCCGUUCUGCCAUCAACGAAGUGGUGACCAGAGAGUACACGAUCAACAUUCACAAGCGCAUCCAUGGAGUGGGAUUUAAGAAGCAGCUGACAGUAGAGAGAAUGUCAUCGCUCCUGACCCUGGCACUGUUGGUGGCUGGGCUCUGCCCUGUUGUCUUGUGUUCAAACAGCACACUCACUCAGGAGAAUCAAGUCAGUGACAACGAGACCCACCUGAACCUGACCCUGGCCUUCAACAACGCCGACUUCACCUUCAGCCUCUACAAGCAGUUGACUUUAAAGAAACCCAGCAACAACAUCGUCUUCUCACCAUUGAGUGUCUCUACAGCCUUGGCUUUUGUGGCUCUGGGGGCCAGAAACACGACCCUGAGAGAGAUUCUCCAAGGCCUGAAGUUCAACCUCAGAGAGACCUCUGAGACUCAAAUCCACCAGAGCUUCCAGCACCUUCUGAACACCUUCAACCACACAGGUGACAAGAUGAACCUGAGUCUGGGCAAUGCCUUGUUCCUAGAAGAGAGCCUGAUGCUGCUGGAGAAGUUCAAGGAGGACGCCCAGGAGCUGUACAGAGCUGACAUCAUCCCUGUCAACUUCCACAACACCUCUGCUGCUGUGAGACUCAUCAAUGACUACGUGGACCACAAAACCCAUGGGGAAAUCAUGGACUUCAUCAGUGGCCUUGACCCUGACACUCUCAUGAUCCUGGUAAACUACUUCUUCUUUAAAGCCAAAUGGAAGAAACCCUUUGACUCUCGAAACACGUACAACUCCACGUUCCACGUGAGCAACGCGAAGUCUGUGGAUGUGCCCAUGAUGAAAAUUUUGGACCUGUUUAUACCUUACUUCCGGGAUGAGCAGCUCUCCUGCACAGUGGUGGAACUGAAAUACACUGGUAACAGCAGCGCCCUCUUAAUCCUCCCAGAUGAGGGCAAAAUGGAAGAAGUGGAGGCCAGGUUAUGCCCAGAGACACUGAGAAGGUGGAAAGAGUCAAUCAAGGAAACUCUCAUAGACGAGCUUCAUCUGCCCAAGUUCUCCAUCUCCAGUCACUAUAAUCUGGAAGAGAUUCUUCCCCAGAUGGGUAUAAAGGAAGUCUUCACUUCCCUGGCUGACCUCUCAGGAAUCACAGGAGCCAAGAACGUGAUGAUUUCCCAGGUGGUGCACAAGGCUCUGAUUGAUGUCACGGAACAGGGCACAGAAGCAGGUGCUGCCACAGCCGUGAAGUCCAUGAAAUUAAGCCCUAAAGAAAGUAAAUUAAACAUUUUGCAUUUCAAUGUACCUUUCCUGUAUAUCAUCAUCUCUGAAGACAAAGGGACCAUCUACUUCAUGGGCAAAGUCUUCAACCCAGAAGAAGCUAAGACGGUCCUUAAGAGUGAUGGAGCCCCACUCAGCAAGAAUGAAACCAGCCAGCAUUCUGUCUGA